Cyprinus carpio (common carp) is the source of this 3176-nucleotide messenger RNA. RefSeq lists its product as uncharacterized. The record is from RefSeq and is a predicted model, not a curated record. The coding region runs from base 1345 to 2421 and encodes 358 amino acids. The transcript is spliced from 3 exons. Lineage: Eukaryota; Metazoa; Chordata; Actinopteri; Cypriniformes; Cyprinidae.
AAGUUUGAAAAUAAAUAAACAGCGAGAUAAAACUUUCAGGUACGUUUGCAAUUGUGAAAUGUCGUCAUUGUCAUAUCGUAUCUUAAAUGUUUGUUAUGUUUUUGGUUAAUUAGCACCAUAAUAAUUUGAUUAGUUUUUUGUUUUUAUGUAAAGAAUGAUUUGUUUUAAACCUGAGAAACUUUUAGACAAGAGGACGAUUUGCAUUUUUUUUGGUAAUCUCUUACUUAUAAGCUACUGGAUAUUUAGGUAUUAAAAAAGGUAUAACGUUAAUUGAAAACCAGAAGGAAUAAUGAAUGCCUGGACAUCAAAAAUAAAAGGUUACACCUUGGAGAUUCCUCUGCACAUUAAAUAUAGACCUACUACAUCAAAAUUUCAGUGUCCUAAGGGAGAUCACUUUAGAGGCAAAGGGGUCUGUCUUUUCACUCCAAUAAUAGAAGCUGUUCCAGACAGGCUUUCAGUAUGUGUAGUUUGGUGGCAUGUAAACUUGAUGAUUUGACUUCCUUUGGAACUAUUUUCAUUGUAGGACAAGAAAUAAAUACAUUUCCUGGCUAUUUUUGUAUUUUUAUAUCAUGUAGCAUACUGUAGUACUGAAUAUGUUAGGCUGAGAGUCUCUCUGUGUGAGAGGGUAUACAUCCAAAUUCUGUUUAUUAACGGCAAGUAAAUAGGACAAGCAUGCAAUUUAAAGCAUCCUUACUAAAUAAAAGUAUUAAUUUCUAUAAUCUCUUUAAAAACAUAAUAAAUCUAUACUGUUCACAAACUGUGUGUGUGUGUGUGUGUGUGUGUGUGUGUGUGUGUGUGUGUGUGUGUUUGUGUGUGUGUAUAUAUAUAUAUAUAUGCAUAUAUAUGCAACAUUUAUGUCCCCCUCACUUCUGAAAUGAUGGCUACGCCCCUGAUGACAAGACACUGUGAACAGCCAAGGAAACCAGAACCAAGCACAUAUGCAAACUCUACCACUAUGGAAGGACAAGACCUGACCAGGAACAAGAGAAACACAGAGCAUUAAUAAAUAAUAAUACGGCUAACAAAAAUCAGUUGAGAACAAUCAGGCAGGGGGGAAAGGAAACAGAAACACAAAGCUCAAAAUGGAAAUAACAAAGAAUCACAAAACAAAGGCAAAAUUUGUGACAGAAUAUUACCAUUAUGUGCUGAUACUGAGAAAAAGGCACUCUUGUGUGAUAUUGCUAAUUAAUCCUUCACCAAUUGCCUUACCUUGACCAGUUACACAACUUUUUUUUGCUUUGUUUCUUUGAAUUUGUUUUUGAGUUCUGAAUUUAAAUGAAAUAAAAACGUAAUAUUUACAAUAACUCCAAAAUGUUUUGCUAAAGAAGUCAACAGCUCUGUUUAAUGACACACAAUAUCAUUCUUUUUUUUUUUUUUUUGUGUUUCAGUAUGACAGCUGAAAUAAAACUGUUCCAAUUAUCUGAUGUUGGGGAUUUGCAGUCUGUGGAGGCAGUUGUUGGGCCUCUAAAUGAGGGAAUUGUUUCUAUCUCUAACAUCUGCAUAUCUCUCUUGGAUGCGCAAGUUGAUAACACCACUGACACAUGCUCCAAUUACAAACAAAUCAGGGGACAUAUUGAGCACGCUGAGCGAUACCUGAAAAAAUCAGAGACAACCAUUAAAGAAAAACUGGGAUAUUUUGAUAAUCGGAUGGAGCGACUUACUAAAGAAAAGGGAAAUGUUGAGCAGCAGAAGAAGGAAAAAUGUAUGGCCAAAGAUAAAUUACAUAUUGAGAAGAAAUCAGCUGAAGAAUCAUUAAAGUCUUCUGAAGCAGCAUUAAAGCAGGCCCAAAAAAACGUCAAAUUAACAAAACAUACAUUAAAAAUAGAGAAAGACAGGAAGGAGACAGGUGGAUGGGUAACAGCCGCAGGAGUGGGUGUUACCCUGAUACCAGUUGCUGGAUGGAUUGCAGGUCCAGUAAUUGUCUAUAAUGGAGUAAGUACAAUAGUGGAUGCUUCAGAGGCUAUCAGGGAUGCUGAAGAUGAGCUAAAAAAUAAUGAGUGUCAGGUGAAUGAGAACAGCAUGAAAGUGUCUAAUUACCAAUGCAGGAUCUCUAAGAUACAGAAUGAGAUUGAAGAGACUGGUAAGGUGCUGAAUAAAAUUCAGAAGGAGACUGAAGAGGUGAAGCAGCAUCUAGAGGGCACAGCUGCGUUUCAAGAAGUGGUCAGAAGAGCUGUAAAUCUACUGAGUGUUCUUCGUGGAAGAGUCACUGUACUGGAGAGACAAACUCAACGUUCCAUCUCCUGGCAGCCUGUUACAAAUGCUAUGGAAGAUGUGGUGAAGGCAGCAGGAGAUAUUGCAGAGAAUAGGCUCCUCUACAGUCAAGGUGUAUCUGGCCUCAUAAAUACUUUGAGGGAGAAUAUUGGAGGAGUGCAGGCUUUAUGCAACUCACCCAUUAAUUCUGAAUAUGAUUGGUAUUACUGAACUAACUAAAGAAACAAAUGUUUAGUUGUUCACAGUUUUAAUGUGUAUUUUAUUAAAAAAAAAAUACAAAAAAAAUUCUACAAUAAAUAAAAAGUUAAUAUGGGGAAAUGUGGUAUUAUUUGUAGUUUGGUCAUUUGUAGUUUGUCCAUUAAUUGCUGCACAUUACACAAUUAGGUGACAAAUUGUUUUUAAAUGUUCUUUUGUAUGGUUCAGCAACCAUAAUUAAGUUGAUGAUCUUUUUGUUUUUAAGAGCGUGUAAUUUUUGUCAACCUAAAUGUGCACAAGUGGCUCAUUUGAACAAGAACAUGACAAGGAGGGCUAGAAAAAGUGUAGAUUAUAAAAAAGCUGUGUGCAAGAUCAUGCAUGAGUACAAAAAAAUGAAUGGCUGAUUUAACAUCAUAUUUAACCAUUUAAUCAUCAUGCCAUUAUUAUAUUCAAAAUAAUAUUAUUAGUAUUCGUAAAAAAAAUAUAUAAAAAAAAAUCGUGAUUAUUUCAAGUAAAUGUUAUUUCCAUGACAGGCAGAAUAACUUUUUACCAAGUCAUUCACGAGGAGUAAUAAAAGUGACCAGCAGAUGGUGACAGAUAUUACCGUUUUUACACAGAACAAUUCAUUAGGUGAUGUUUUAGCAUUCAGUCUAAGUUUAACCAGUGUUACAGUGAAAUCAUUUAAAAUAGCACACUGUACUAUACAUGUAAAAUGUAUUAUAACAUCGCUGAACAAAAUCAUACUUCACAACAGGUUUAAAAAAAAGGCA